Tremella mesenterica DSM 1558 is the source of this 1614-nucleotide messenger RNA. RefSeq lists its product as uncharacterized. The transcript is spliced from 6 exons. Lineage: Eukaryota; Fungi; Basidiomycota; Tremellomycetes; Tremellales; Tremellaceae. The record is from RefSeq and is a predicted model, not a curated record. Bases 1 to 1614 code for a protein of 537 amino acids.
AUGAUACUCUCUAUAUCAUAUACUUUGGGAUUGCUCAUGACGUUGGGGAUGGGAUCAGGAGGGAAGGGGGUGAAAGGGUUUGGGUUUAACACUUCGACACCUAAUCAAUGUGGACAGUGGACUGUUCAAUGGGAUGGUGGAACAGCACCCUUCGGACUACUCCUGGUCCCGACCAUCACCGUCAAUUCCGGCAAGAUCAUCAACGUUACCAUUCCCUCCGACGCUUCCAAUUCGUACACUUUCCAAUUGGAUGAACCUUCCGGAUUGGAAUUCAUCGCUACCAUGUGGGAUUCGGGAGGUUGGGGAACAGGAGGUACCACUGAUGUUCUGACUGUAGGAUCAUCCUCCGACUCUUCAUGUCUGACCAGUAAUCUCAACUACGACUUUUUCUUUUCUCUCGACCCAAACUCUAAUCCUUCUCAAUGUUCAACCACCACCAUUUCUUGGAAUAACAAUAUUACUCUCCCCGUAGAACUUUACGGUCUCAUACCAUCCGGUUCGGCUUUUUCCCUUCCUAUACCUCAAGGUGGUUCUUAUACGUACGAUUGGACAGUUGAUAUUUCUUCCGGAACUCCAUUCCUUCUACUCAUGUCCGAUGCUGGACAAUAUCAAACUGGUGGUUCAACAUCUUUAUUAAAAGUACAAGAUGGUUCUACAAAUUGUAUGAAUUCUUCUUCUCCAGGACUUUCAACUUCAACUUCAACUUCUUCUUCAUCUAUUUCUUCAUCCUCUACUUCUACGGGAAAUUCCGCCAGUAGUUCUAGUUCAAUAACGGGAAUAGGAGGUUCUUCAUCUGGUGGUAAAACUUCCACCUCAUCAGACCCUGAUAAUAAACCUAAAUCUAAUACUGGGGCAAUAGUGGGAGGAACAGUAGGAGGAGUAGCUUUUAUAGCUUUUCUUUUCUUACUUGCUUUAUGUUGUCUUAGAAAAAGAGCGAAGAGAACUUCUGAAGAAGGUGCGGAUCCAGCUGUGAAAUCUUAUGGUGUCGUAGGGGAAAAACGUAGACCUAUGGAUUUAUUAAGUCGAAGACAAGGAAGUGGUGAGACUGAUGAUGGUUUAUUAGGAAGAAAUCAAGGUGAAGUGGGAGGAGGAGUUUAUGAACCUUCUCCAUUUAGAUAUCCUUCUCCACCUUUGAAUUCUCAAGAGAGGGGUAGAGCACCACCUAGUAGUUUCAAUUAUCUCAGUCAAGGGGAUAAGGGUACAACGGGAACGUUCAGUGGAAAUCCUCAAAACAUCCUUUCAACUCAACCUUCCCUUCCGCCAGGUGCUGAAGCAGGAGUGGGGCCAGGAGCCAUAGGAGCAGGAUUGAGCAUGGGUAUGGGCGUAGGAAAACAAGGAGGAGGGAGAGGAAAUGGUAUUUUGAGAGAAAGUGAAGAUUCCGAUCGAACGGCAAAUACAUAUUCUUCACCUGGACAACAACAAACAGUAGGACAAUCGGAUGCCGCCACGAUCGGUCAUGGGAUUGGAGAGAAGAGGAAUUCGACUCAAGUCAGACCUUUACCCGAUGUCCCGAACGACCGACCGACCACUUUCGUCCAACAUGAGGAUAGUGGGGAGAUAGUUGACUUGCCGCCGAGAUAUGAUCAACUGCGGACUAGGAAUCCGGACGUCUAA